GAUCCAUUAAGAAGGGGAGAGGCUUUGUUGAGUAUAAACUGAGAUGACAUCGUAAAUGCACUUUGUAAACUUCCCAGCCGUGUGCUAAAGUCAUUACUGUUAUUGUUAAUGAGCCAAGCCAAGAAUUGGACUGAGACCUCCCAGUGAGAAGAAAGAGAGCAGAUAAGACAUCUGGAAGGAGUUUCCGGGGAGGAAAUUUCAUAGUAAAGAAAACCCGUCUUUCCAGAGAGUUUCUCUCAAAACCAGGCCUCGGUUGGGCGAAGAGAUGGGAGCAGUGUUGCACUUCACUCUGAAUUGACCCCGCGGAGGCCGCAGUGAACACAGAAAUCCGAAGAAGCGGAAAACAGUAGAACCACCCAAAGCCGAAAAGGAGGAAGUCCGGCCGGAGCUGCGAAGGCUCCCUGUGGCUCCGCCUCUCUUCCCCUCUGGCCAAUCAGGGUUCGAACCAUGGAAUGGGCGGCGCCGGGGCAGAGAGAUGGGCGCAGCCUCGGGGCUGUUAAUCCGCGAGGAGGCGGCGUUUAGGUGUUCUUCGGAUUCCUUUCCCUGUAAGGACUGAGUGUUGCUCUUCUUCCAAAAACCUGGCCGGGCGUACAAUUAUUUUGGAAAACGAUGUGACAGUUUCAUAUAAAACUAAACAUCUACCCUUUGAGUCAGCAAUUUCUCACCUAAGUAUUUACCCCAAAGAAAUUAAAGCAUAAAUCCACAGAAAGCCUAGAUAACCCAGAAAUGCAAUGGAAUAUACCAUGCAAUGGAACAUUACUUAGCAAGAAAAAGAAACCAGCUACUGAUAUCCCGCAACAACCUGGAUAAAUCUCAAAUUCAUUAUGCUGAGUGAAAGAACUUUUACACAUACUCUAUGAUUUCAUUUAUAAGACGUUCUAGGACAUGUUAAACUAAUCAAUGGUGAAAACAAAAUCAGAACAGGUGUUGCCUAGGGGUUGCCCAGGAAAGAGCACGAGGAAAAUUUCUAGAUGAUGAUAAUGUUUUUAGUGUUAUUCGAAGAACUUUCUGCAAUAAUGGAAAUGUCCCGUAUCUGUGCUGUGAACAUGUAGCUACUGAGCACUUGAAAUGUGACCAGUGCAGGUGAAGAAUUGAAAUUUUAAUUUCAUUUAAUUUGAAUUAAUUUAAAUUUAAAUCAAAUAGUCACCCAUGGCUAGUGGCUGCCAUAUUUUACAGCACAUUUGUUUAUCUUUAGAGAGGUCUGGGUUACAGAGGUGGAUGCAUUUGUCAAAAUUCCUUUAAUGAUAGGCCUAAAAUUUGGGUAUGUAUGUAAAUUUACAUUUAAAAAAGCAAAUAAAUACUGAACUCUAGUUAAUGCUAUAUAAGCUUAAGUGUUUAGAAGUGAAAUGUAAAAUCUGCAGCUUUGAAAUGCAUAACAAAAAAUGGAGUGGUGGAUAGACAUGUGAUAAGGCAAUUACAACAAAGUAUUAAUUGUAGACUUUGGAUGGUGGUGGACAUAUGGGUGUUCAUUGUAAAAUGCUUUCAACCUUUCAGUAUAUGUUUAAAUAUUUCCAUAAUAAAACGCUGGGAGGGGAAAAACCCCUGUGGAAGUCCUGGUGCCCUCCCUAGAGGCAGUCUGGGGUAGUGCACAGAGGAAAGGGGAAAGUGAGCCAGGCCCAUUUUGAGCAAAGGGUAAUGGGAAGAGAGAACACAGGCUUUAGAAACUGACAUACAUGAACUCAUAAUCCCAGCUCUUUCACUUUCUAGCUGUGUGACUGUAUUAGUCUCUUAUUGCUGCUAUAAAAAAUUACCAUAAGCUUAGUGGGUUAAAGCAACACAGAUAUAUUAUCUUACAUUUCUGGAGGUCAGAAGUCCAAAAUGUGUCUUGAUGGGCUAAAAUCAAUGUCAGUAGAGCUGCAUUUCUUUGGCGGCCCUAGGGGAGAAUCUGUUUCCUUGCCUUCUCUAACUUCUAGAAGCUUCCUGCAUAUCUUGGCUCAUGGAAUUUCCCUCCAACAUCAAAGCUAGCAGUGUAGCAUCUUCAAAUCUUUCUUUCGGAUCUCUGCUUCCUUCCUCACAUCACCUUCUCUGACUCUCCUGCCUCCCUCUAUUCCCUUUAAGGACCCUUGUGAUUUCAUUGGGCCUACCCAGAUAAACCAAGAUACUCGCUCCAUCUCAACAUCCUUAAUCACAGCUGCAAAGUCUCUUUUGCCAUGUAAGGUAACAUUCACACAUUCUCGGGUUUAGUACUUGGACAUCUUUCGGUUUGUAGGACAUUCUGCCUACAACAAUGACCUUGAGAGUCUUCCUUAAUGCGCUCAUUUACACAUGAGUAAUGACCACUGGUACUCAAUAUGUGUCAAUACUGAAUAGGAAAAAUAUUUCUCACUCAGAGCUCUAUUGAGAUAUAAUUCACAUACCAUUCCAUCCCAUUUAAAGUGGACAAGUCAAUGGUUUUUAAUAUAGUCACUCAGUUGUGCCACCAUUACCAAAUCAGUUUUCCGAGCCUCGGUUUCCUCCUAUGAAAAAUUAUGGUAGCUAUCAUUAUCUGUAAAAUGAGCGGUCGGACUCGCCUCUAAGAUCCCUUCCAGCUUUGUAAUUUCAAGCUUUAAUGAGGGAAAUAAGAUAAUUAAAAAAUAAAUCCCCCGAAGCCAGGGAUUUGCUAACUUCCCUGGUUACUCUCACGCCUGGGCUUCAGCCCGGUAGGAAAAACAAACGCUUUAGAUGACCCUUACAAGACAGAGCCGGGUGGAAAACGUUGGAGGUGGGAGGAGGGACGGGAGCAGCAGAUGGAGCCGGCCUUGGGGUGGUCUUGAACGGAAACACGGUGAGGGACCGGAGGCCGGUCUUCCCCAAGGACAAGCCCCGCUGCGUUGGAGCUUGAGAGAAAGACAAGGGGCGGAAAGCCGCGUUGGGGGGAUAGUUUUGAAAAUAAAUCUUCAGACACUAGAUGACACGCCGCUCACAACGAGCCCCAGCCUCCGCCCACCACGCCCACUACACCCACUCAUGCACUUGGUAUGCUCCACAACAUUAAACCCCCUUCCUCCGGUGGGAGUGGUACAGCCCAAGCGCCCGGAGUUGCAAACCAAGGAAAGACACGCCCUUUGCAAUGCCCCUAUCUCUGAUUGGUUGGAGAAUUUAAAGAUCCGGUCAGGGAUAGGGUGAUUCUCAACACCCGGUAUUUGAAAGGUCCUAGUCCCGGAGCUUUGCAGUUCACAGCCAGCGGACUCAGCUUGUCCCCACAAGUGCCGGAGCAAGAAGGUGAAUGCCUGCCCGAGCCCCGACGUGAAAGGCGGAAAGGCUGGUUUCUUCAAGCGCUGUGGAUCCCUGUUGAGAGGGUGCAGACGAGUGAGUCAGAGGGAGGAAGUAUGGAUUUCCGGACCCCAGGGACCCCUACGAUUUCCUUGGCAAAACAGUCUCCAUUUCGUCUCCACCGUACGGGUUAGAAGCGCCCGGGCGAGUCGCAGCCUCAGUUUCCAUUUAAGCAUACAGGGAAUGGUGAGGCCUGUCUGGCAGCAUAUAAACCAAUGUACCUACCUGGAAAAUAGAAAGGCUCUUACUACAUGUCAGUUCCUCUUCCCAUCUCCCCAUGUGCAAAUCUCCCGCUUCCUAGUGAGGGGACCCUGAAGAUUCCCGUGCCCGCCCCGGGUCUCUUGGAAGCCGGCUUCUUUGCGCAGGAAGUCCCUCCUUCUGGGGACCUUGCGUUCUUUCCGGGCAGGGUCCCCCCAAUCCUGGGUGCAUUUGACGCUGCCCACUUGCCUCUCCGGAAGUUGUGUACAGGAGUGUGGAAUGCAUUUCUAAGAGUGAAUUUUCGGCUGGUGCCAGCGCCCUUUUACCGUCUUUGUGACCACCUUAUGUCACCGGUUGAUAAUCCAACGUGAUUCUAGUGGCUUCGACGGGGUUUCCCUGUCACUGCAUUUACCCAACCUAUUAUGUCCCCUGAGCAUCCCGUGAUCCCCGUGCGCCGGUCCCCUCUCAGACCUGCAGCAGCCGCGGCGAUGCUGUCAGACACCGAAGAGCAGGUAGCCGAGCGUGAGGACGCGGAACUGCGGUGUCGCGUGGCGGUGGAGGAGUUGAGCCCCGGCGGGCAGCCGCGAAGGCGCCAGUCUCUGCGCACCGCAGAGCUGAGCCUCGGCCGCAACGAGCGCCGCGAGCUGAUGCUACGGCUGCAGGCGCCGGGGUCCGCGGGGCGGCCGCGCUGUUUCCCCUUGCGCGCCGCGCGCCUCUUCACGCGCUUCGCCGCCACCGGGCGCAGCGCGCUGCGUCUCUCCGCAGACGCCGCUCCCCGGCCGGGUGCCGGCGCGGUGCAGCUGCUGCUCUCCGACUGUCCCCCGGACCGCCUACGCCGCUUCUUGCGCACCCUGCGCCUAAAGUUAGCGGCAGCCCCAGGGCCCGGGCCGGCCCCCGCCCGCGCGCAGCUGCUCGGCCCCAGGCCCCGCGACUUCGUCACCAUCAGCCCUGUGCAGCCCGAGGAGCUGCAGCGCGCAGCGGCCACAGGGGGCCGGGACACCACGCUGAUGAAGCGGCCCGUGGAGACCCGGGCAGGGACCGAACCCAGCAAGGAAGUCCCAAGGUGGCCCCUCCCUGUAAAGAGGCUGAGCUUGCCCUCUACCAAGCCACAGCUUUCCGAAGAGCAGGCUGCUGUGCUGAGUGUCGUCCUGAAAGGCCAGAGCAUUUUCUUCACUGGGAGUGCAGGGACGGGGAAGUCAUACCUGCUGAAGCGUAUACUGGGCUCACUGCCUCCCACAGGCACUGUGGCCACUGCCAGCACUGGGGUGGCAGCGUGCCACAUCGGGGGUACCACCCUCCACACCUUUGCAGGCAUUGGCUCGGGCCAGGCUCCCCUGGCCCAGUGUGUGGCCCUGGCCCAGCGGCCGGGCGUUCGGCAGUCCUGGUUGAACUGCCAGCGGCUGGUCAUUGACGAGAUCUCCAUGGUAGAGGCAGACCUGUUUGACAAGCUGGAGGCCGUGGCCAGAGCUGUCCGACAGCAGAACAAACCCUUUGGAGGGAUCCAGCUCAUUAUCUGUGGGGACUUCCUGCAGCUGCCACCUGUGAACAAGGGCUCCCAGCCCCCGCAGUUCUGCUUCCAGGCCAAGAGCUGGAGGAGGUGUGUCCCAGUGACCCUGGAGUUGACUGAGGUGUGGAGACAGGCGGACCCAGCUUUCAUCUCUCUGCUGCAGGCCGUGAGGCUGGGCAGGUGCUCGGAGGAGGUGACCCGCCAACUCAGGGCCACGGCUGUCCACAAAGUAGGGCGGGACGGCAUUGUGGCCACAAGGCUUUGCACCCACCAGGACGAUGUGGCCCUCACCAACCAGAGGCGCCUGCAGGAGCUGCCAGGAGAGGUGCACAGCUUUGAGGCUGUGGACAGUGACCCUGAUCAGGCCCGGAUCCUGGAUGCCCAGUGUCCUGCCAGCCGGCUCCUUCAGCUAAAGCUGGGGGCCCAGGUGAUGCUGGUGAAGAACUUAGCGGUGUCUCGGGGCCUGGUGAAUGGAGCCCGAGGGGUGGUAGUUGGGUUUGCGGCGGAAGGGAGAGGGCUGCCCCAGGUGCGGUUCCUGUGUGGAGUCACUGAGGUCAUCCGUGCUGACCGCUGGACAGUGCAGGUCACCGGGGGCCAGCUCCUCAGCCGGCAGCAGCUGCCCCUCCAGCUGGCCUGGGCGAUAUCCAUCCACAAAAGCCAGGGCAUGUCCCUGGAUUGCGUGGAGAUCUCUCUGGGCCGCGUAUUUGCCAGUGGCCAGGCUUAUGUGGCCCUCUCCCGGGCCCGCAGCCUGCAGGGCCUGCGUGUGCUGGACUUUGACCCCAUGGUGGUACGCUGCGACCCCCGCGUGCUGCACUUCUACGCCACCCUGCAGCGGGGCAGGAGGCUCAGUCUGGAGUCCCCAAACGAUGAUGAGGCAGCCUCAGACCAGGAGAACGUGGACCCAAACCUGAGCCCCAGCCCCAAAGAGAAGACAAAGGGUGGUCUCCCCAACCUCCUGUUUCUGCCGGGGCUGGUUCCCAGGGGGUAAAGGGGGAGGGUGGUGAGUAUCUGCUUUUCCCUUCUUUAGGGGCUCUGAGCUUCCUGACAGGGCUGAAGGGAGCGCUUUCAUCCACUCACCAGCCAUGCCUCAGUUUCUCCCCUUUGCCCUGGGUGAGCUGCAUUCAGGGUCAGGGGUAACCCUUUCUGUGCCAGAUGAGAAUGGGACUGGGAGUGCUUGGUGUUAGAGGAGAAAGCUUUCUGUGGGGACUGGCUGCAGGGUCCUGAAAGCCACCCCCUUUGGGCUAUAGAGAGGAGGGGCAGCCAAGAGAGGUGCUCCAGGAGCAGCAGCAGCCCGUCCAUGUUGGGGCUGGGGAGGACUCAGUCAGGGCGGCACAGGCCUGGAGCAGGGGACUGAAUUCGGGCACCUCCAUGGCAAGGCCCUUGCACAGCUGAGGAGCGUCACGGCCCAGCCGAGCUCAGCCCAGUCACCCUCCUGGGCCUAACCGGAGAACAUACACGGCCAAAUGUGUGCCCAUCAUUUAAGCUGCUUCUUGGGGGGAGAAAUAGCACUUGGGGGGCAUUGAAGUGGAUGUUCUCAGAUCGUAUUUAUUUAGGAUAUGUAGGACAAAUAAACUUGUGAAUUGUGUGGGAACUGUGAGUCUUCUGUUUUCUUUAA
This is a messenger RNA of Choloepus didactylus (southern two-toed sloth), 6572 nucleotides long. It is a transcript of the gene PIF1, whose product is annotated as PIF1 5'-to-3' DNA helicase. NCBI's taxonomy places the organism in Eukaryota, Metazoa, Chordata, Mammalia, Pilosa, Megalonychidae. The transcript is spliced from 12 exons. The coding region runs from base 3873 to 5945 and encodes 690 amino acids. Gene Ontology annotation, biological process: telomere maintenance; DNA repair. The record is from RefSeq and is a predicted model, not a curated record. Gene Ontology annotation, molecular function: DNA helicase activity.